CCUAGUCAAGGGAAUGGCUACCAGGAGGACUUCAGCUGUUCUGAGAGUAACUCUGAGAGUAGUGCUACAGAAGAGGAAUCAGACAGUGAUGCAGCAGGACAACAGCAUGGGCACACUCCAUCUACCUCAGCCCAGUCUCAGAAGGUCAGAACUAAGGCCAUAAAUAUCAAGCAUCCUCUAUUUUAGUAGUUUCAAUCUGGGGCUCAAAUUAAAAUGUGUAUGUAAAAGAUAAAUAAAAUAGCCUGUACAAAUUAACUGUUCAACUUUACAAACGGCACUCCAUAUAAUUCCUUCUAAAAAGAAAAGUGUGAACAAUAUGAUGUAUACAAUAUGUAAUAUGGUAAUUUAGCGGAUGGUUUUAUCCAAAAACGUAUAGUUAACAGAUAUAUUCUGUGUAAUUCAUACUGUCAUAUCUAUUUCAGUUUGAUUGAUUAUAUUAUAUUUGAUCAGGAUCAGGAAGAGCCUUGCAGGUACUACAACAGUGGUCACUGCCGGGAUGGGAAAAGGUGCCACUACCGACACGUCUGCAAAUACGCCCUGAAAGGCAACUGUCGCAAUGGGACCAAGUGUCGCCUCAAGCACCCCAGCUCCUCCUCUGACAGAGAUGGAAGUGGUGGGAAGAGAGAAAGGAGGAGGUCUUCAUCUGGAGGGAGAGGAGGAGGAGGUGGGAGAGAAAGGAGGAGGUCUUCAUCUGGAGGGAGAGGAGGAGGAGGAGGUGGGAGAGAAAGGAGGAGCUCCUCAUCUGGAGGUAGAGGCAGAGGUGGGAGAGAAAGGAGGAGGUCUUCAUCUGGAGGGAGAGGAGGAGGUGGAAGGAGGGACAGGAGGAGGUCUUUAUCUGGAGUGAGCAGAGGAGACGGGGCCAGGGAAAGGUCUUCAUCUAGAGGUGAGACGUGUACUAUGCUGUAAUAGGAUCAAGUGAGGGAGGGAGUCGACAAGUUUGCUUCCAUUCGGCCUCCCGAGUGGCGCAGCGGUCUAAGGCACUGCAUCGCAGUGCUUGAGGCAUCACUACAGACCCUGGUUCGGUCCCGGGCUGUUUCGCAGCCGGCCGCGACCGGGAGACUCAUGAGGCGGCACACAGCGUCGUCCGGGUUAGGGGAGGGUUUGGCCGGCCGGGAUGUCCUUGUCCCAUCACGCUCUAGCGACUCCUGUGGCAGGUCGGGCGCAUGCACGCUUACACGGUCGCCAGUUGUACGGUGUUUCCUCCAACACAUUGGUGCGGCUGGCUUCCGGGUUAAGCGAAUAGUGUGUUAAGAAGCAGUGCGGCUUGUCAUGGUCGUGUUUCGGAGGACGCAUGGCUCUCGACCUUUGCCUCUCCCGAGUCCGUACGGGAGUUGCAGCAAUGGAACAAGAGAAAAAAAAAAAACGUUUGCUUCCAUUCAAUCCAUAAACCUUGAAACGUUUAGAAAUGUUAAUUGACCAAGUCCAAAAUUGGACAAUGGCCUAAUCAAGCUAAUAUGUUUGUGACCAUGAAUAUAGAUAUGUAUGGAUGCAAUGAAUGAGUGUGUUGGGAGUAUAAUUUACUAGUAUCCAUUUUGUGCCUCCCUGUCAGGGACUCAGCUUGACUUUAGCGGGCCCUACAAAUGGCAGUUGGACGAUGGACAUGGCUGGAAGGACAUAGCCAACGAUCACAUCCUGGAGGCACAGUAUUCCCAACCCAACACCAAGGGCAUCAAUAUCUACAACACCCCCUAUGGGUAAGGAGAGGAAGUACACCUGGUGGUAUUAGUUUAGUUCAGAGCCAGAUACAUUGUCUGUGUAUGUAUAUGUAUAUGUGUAUAUAUAUGUAUAUAUUUUUUUGUUAUUUUUCAUGUUUGUUAUAUAUAUAUAUAUAUAUAUGCAUGCAUGCUUUGGUUGACUGAUCAAAAGUCUUUCAAGGACUUUGAAAUAAUACUUUUGGUAAUUGAGACGCGCUCUCUCUCUCUCUCUCUCUCUCUCUCUCUCUCUCUCUCUCUCUCUCUCUGUAGGGCAGUGAGUAUUGAUUUCAAGGCGAUGAGAGUCCGCGGUAAGAAGAAUCUGAGGUUGAGGCGUUUGGAUGGUCAGCAGACAGAGUGGAUCUGGUUCUACUCUAAUAGCAAAGGCUGGACCAAGUAUGGAGAAAAGGUACAGCAGAAGACCAGGCAACAACCCCAAGUGUACCUUUAUCUUUAGUACCUGAACUUAGGAAGAUACCAGGGUUGAGGUCAAUUCCAUUUCAAUUCAGUCAAUUCAGGAAGUAAACUGAACCAUGGAAACCUCUUUUGGAACUCUGGAAUCCUCUACUCCAGUCUUAAUUAAGCUUAGAAACGUAAUAUCCUAUGACAUGUAAUGUUAUUGAGAGAAAAAAAAGGGGCCCAGAAACCAUUGUUGAGUGACAGGAAGUUUGUUUUUUCUCUCAGGAUCCCAAGGGAAACCCAGGCCCCAUCCAGAGUUCUGCGAUCGAGAAGAAAUUCCAAAGCAACCGUAAUGGUUCUCUCACGUUCAACAUCGGCUCCGAUACCAUCGAGAUCCGAUUCAGACGUGAGUCAGACUGAAAGAAACCUAAGACAAAGGCUUAUAUUGACAUUACGCCAAUGUUGACAUUAAAACUUGAAUAUCAAAUCAAUCCAUUUUUAUUUGUCACAUGCGCCCAAUACAACUGGUACCAUGAAAUACUUACUUACGAGCCCUUUCCCAACAAUGAGUUAAAAAGUAGGAAACAUUUGCUAAAGGAAAGGAAAUAGUAAUACAAUAAAAUAACAAUAGAGGCGAUACAAUGUAUAUAUACAGUGCCUUCGGAAAGUGUUCAGACCCCUUCACUUUUUCCACAUUUUGUUAGGUUACAGCCUUAUUCUAAAAUUGUUUUUCCCCCUCAUUAAUCUACACACAUUACCCCAUAAUGACAGAGCAAAAACAGGUUUUUAGAAAUGUUUGCUAAUUUAUUAAAAAUUAAAAACUGAAAUAUAACAUUUACAUAAGUAUUCAGACCCUUUACUCAGUACUUUGAAGCACCUUUGGCAGCGAUUACAGCCUUGAGUCGUCUUGGGUAUGACGCUACAAGCUUGGCACACCAGUAUUUGGGGAGUUUCUCCCAUUCUUCUCUGCAGAUCCUCUCAAGCUCUGUCAGGUUGGAUGGGGAGCGUCGCUGCACAGCUAUUUUCAGGUCUCUCCAGAGAUGUUCGAUCGGGUUCAAGUCCGGGCUCUGGCUGGGCCAGUCCCGAAGCCACUCCUGCGUUGUCUUGGCUGUGUGCUUAGGGUCGUUGUCCUGUUGGAAGGUGAACCUUCGCCCCAGUCUGAGGUCCUGAGUGCUCUGGAGCAGGUUUUCAUCAAGGAUCUCUCUGUACUUUGCUCCGUUCAUCUUUCCCUCGAUCCUGACUAGUCUCCCAGUCCCUGCCGCUGAAAAACAUCCCCACAGCAUGAUGCUGCCACCACCAUGCUUCACUGUAGGGAUGGUGCCAGGUUUCCUCCAGACGUGACGAUUGACAUUCAGGCCGAAGAGUUCAGUCUUGGUUUCAUCAGACCAGAGAAUCAUGAUUCUCAUAGUCUGAGAGUCUUUAGGUACCUUUUGGUGAACUCCAAGAGGGCUGUCAUGUGCCUUUUACUGAGGAGUGGCUUCCGUCUGACCACUCUACCAUAAAGGCCUGAUUGGUGUUCUUGGGGACCUUCAAUGCUGCAGAAAUGUUUUGGUACCCUUCCCCAGAUCUCUGCCUACGACACAAUCCUGUCUCGGAGCUGUAUGGACAAUUCCUUCGACCUCAUGGCUUGGUUUUUGCUCUGACAUGCACUGUGAGCUGUGGGACCUUAUAUAGAAAGGUACAUUUCCAAAUCAUGUCCAAUCAAUUGAAUUUACCAUAGGUGGACUCCAAUCAAGUUGUAGAAACAUCUCAAGGAUGAUCAAUGGAAACAGGAUGCACCUGAGCUCAAUUUCGAGUCUCAUAGCAAAGGGUCUGAAUACUUACAGUACCAGUCAAAAGUUUGGACACACCUACUCAUUCAAGGUUUUUUCUUUAUUUUUACUGUUUUAUACAUUUGUAUAAUAAUAGUGAAGACAUCAAAACUAUGAAAUGACACAUGGAAUCAUGUAGUAACCAAAAAAGUGUUAAACAAAUCAAAAUAUAUUUUAGAUUCUUCAAAGUAGCCACCCUUUGCCUUGAUGACAGCUUUGCACACUUGGCAUUCUCUCAACCAGCUUCAUGAGGAAUGCUUUUCCAACAGUCUUGAAAGAGUUCCCACAUAUGCCAAGCACUUGUUGGCUGCUUUUCCUUCACUCUGCGGUCCAACUCAUCCCAAACCAUCUCAAUUGGGUUGUGGUCUGGUGAUUGUGGAGGCCAGGUCAUCUGAUGCAGCACUCCAUCACUCUCCUCCUUGGUCAAAUAGCCCUUACACAGCCUGGAGGUGUGUUGGGUCAUUGUCCUGUUGAAAAACAAAUAAUAAUCCCACUAAGGGCAAACCAGAUGGGAUGAUGUAUCGCUGCAGAAUGCUGUGGUAGCCAUGCUGGUUAAGUGUGCCUUGAAUUCUAAAUAAAUCACUGACAGUGUCACCAGCAAAGCACCCCCACACCAUCACCCCUCUUCCUCCAUGCUUCACGGUGGGAACCACACGUGGAGAUCAUCCGUUCACCUACUCUGCGUCUCACAAAGACACGGCGGUUGGAACCAAAAAUCUCAAAUUUGGACUCAUCAGGCCAAAGGACAGAUUUCCACCGGUCUAAUGUCCAUUGCUUGUGUUUCUUGGCCCAAGUAAGUCUCUUCUUCUUAUUGGUGUCCUUUAGUAGUGGUUUCUUUGCAGCAAUUCGACCAUGAAGGCCUGAUUCACGCGGUCUCCUCUGAAAAGUUGAUGUUGAGAUGUCUGUUACUUGAACUCUGUGAAGCAUUUAUUUGGGCUGCAAUUUCUGAGGCUGGUAACUCUAAUGAACUUAUCCUCUGCAGCAGAGGUAAAUCUGGGUCUUCCAUUCCUGUGGCGGUCCUCAUGAGAGCCCGUUUCAUCAUAGCGCUUGAUGUUUUUUGCGACUGCACUUGAAGAAACUUUCAAAGUUCUUGACAUUUUCCGGAUUGACUGACCUUCAUGUCUUAAAGUAAUGAUGGACUGUCGUUUCUCUUUGCUUAUUUGAGCUGUUCUUGCCAUAAUAUGGACUUGGGUCUUUUACCAAAUAGGGCUAUAUUCUGUAUACCACCUGAUUGGCUCAAACGCAUUAAGAAGGAAAGAAAUUCCACAAAUUAGCCUUUAACAAGGCACACCUGUUAAUUGAAAUGCAUUCCAGGUGACUACCUCAUGAAGCUGGUUGAGAGAAUGCCAAGAGUGUGCAAAGCUGCCAUCAAGGCAAAGGGUGGCUACUUUGAAGAAUCUAAAAUAUAAAAUGAUUUGUUUAACACUUUAUUUGGUUACUACAUGAUCCCAUAUGUGUUAUUUCAUAGUUUUGAUGUCUUCACUAUUAUUCUACAGUGUAGAAAAUAGUAAAAAUAAAGAAAAACAUUUGAAUGAGUAGGUGUGUCCACAUCUUUUGACUGGUACUGUAUGUAAAUAAGGUAUUUCUGUUUUUAAUAAAUUUGCAAACAUUUCUUUAAACCUGUUUUCGCUUUGUCCUUAUGGGGUAUUGUGUGUAGAUUGCUGAGGACAUUUUUUUUAUUUAAUCCAUUUUAGAAUAAGGCUGUAACGUAAUAUGUAUGUAUACAUAUACACAUUUUUAGCGCGUUCCUCUGACACCGCCUGUUAUAGAGCUCCUGGAUGUACUGGGCAGUACGUACUACCCACUGUAGCGCCUUGUGGUCGAUGCCAAGCUUAUGCCAGUCUGUGACUCACUCAAAACAGAAAGACUCAACGUAACUGGCAAAGUGAAAGUAUGUGAAUAAGAUUACAUUUUCUGCGUUGCUUAUUAGUUUCUUUGUUCAUUAUUUGUGUGUGUGUGUGUCUCAGAAAUGAGACAGGUGAGCAGCAAGAGGAAGAGAAAAGUUGUCCGUCGUCCAAAGUACCAACCACCCCAAAGCGGAAAUCUGUAAGUACAAUUGAACGGAUUUACCCUUUAGGAGAAGACAUUGACUGUGCCAUAGAUAAAACCCUCAUUAUUUGAAUAUGCUGAUUUUUAAUGUAUUGAUAAUUUACUUGAGGUAAAUGGAACGGUCUCUCUGAUUGAACAGAACUGGUCGAGUGACGUCUGCUUUCCAGAGAAUAAAGAUGUCCCCAGCGGGCCAGAGUGGAUCUCCAGAGUGGCAGUUUGGGGGGAAAAGUGGGCGAUGGCACACCUUUAAAGACAGUGCAAGCUCAGUGUCCAGUGCUGACAUUGAAGACCAGUACCAGCAGGACUCCAAUGGAUCCAUGUCCUUCACUGUCAAUGGACAGGCCUACAAGCUGGACUUCUCAGGUAGGAGGCCUCAAGAUGUGUGUAGCCUUGCAGACGAUGUGUAACUCAUGUUCGAGGAGACAACUUUAGUGUGAUCACUUCUGAAGGUAGUCAUUCUUAUAGUAGUAUUUAGGCCUAGUAUUUUCUAGAAAAGGAAUGACAAUAUGUAUUUAGGCCUUGUUUGAAGCAUUCUCUAUAUGUCUCUGUCUUUUGCAGCCAUGACGCAAACCAACCUGUCUACAAGGGUGACCCGCAACAUCAGGCGGAAGUAGAAUUGUUGGGUUGCUAUUGUUUUCAUGCAAGAACCUGCCAUUAGCUCACUAACGAAAUACAUGUCUAUUGCAGAAAAGGCCUACAGUAUUGUACUGUACUGUACUUAAUAAUAACAAUAAUACUUUUUGACUACAGAUAUCGGAUAUACUGUACUCCUGUAGACACUGUGUAUGAAACAACAUACACACACAAGAAAAAACUGUUUACCUUUUUUUGUGCCUGUAUUUUUUUUGCCCUGCAAAAGCAAAGUGCAGUAUCUGAAAAUGUGGUAAAAAAAAUGUUUUAUCUGUUGUAAUGGCCUGGUGUAAUAUGUGAUAAUAAGGCAUUUAGUUUCCUGACAAGAACAAGCCAGUCAAUCAGAAUAUAUCAUGAAGUACCAGAAAUUGCUGUAUGUCUGGACAGAAAAUACUUAUUUUAAGCAGAUAGUGCACUUUGCCUUUAUAGGGUAUACAUAUAUGAUGAAUGCUGUAGGAGACUGCCAUGCUCAAGUAACUGGGACAUUUAGUUAGAUAACAUUUGUGUGCAUGAUGUUGAAAUGUAGGUAAUAAUACCUUUUAUCUCUGGUUGUUUGAAAAGAUGGGAGUAUUUAAAGCCAUAAUUAAAUAAGCCUUAGUAUACACACUUAAAAUAUUAGCACUUUGAAUCAAGGGUAAUCUCCAAUGAUGUGUGUAUAUAUACACUACCGUUCAAAAGUUUGGGGUCACUUAGAAAGUUCCUUGUUUUCCAUGAAAACAUACAUGAAAUG
Molecule: messenger RNA, 7310 nt
Organism: Coregonus sp. 'balchen'
Lineage: Eukaryota; Metazoa; Chordata; Actinopteri; Salmoniformes; Salmonidae
Source: the annotation of a GenBank genome assembly